ACAUGCAUGAAAGAGUCUAUAACACAUCACAAAACUCAUAAGAAAAAAAUCUGCAAAACUAAAGAAUGGCUUAUGCUAGGCUUGCUCCUUUGGCUCUCUACUUGCUCGCCACUUCCAUAAUGUUUCCGAUGAAGAAGAUAGAAGCAGCAGACUGUUCAGGUCCUUGUUUAGUGUUUGAUACGCCACCGUGUGGGUCAACUGAUUGUUACUGUAUCCCUGUUGCAGUACUUUCUGGGUUAUGCAUUAAUUCAAAUGGACUUUCAUCUGUGGCGAAGAUGAUAGACGAACAUCCGAACUUAUGUAAAUCUGAUGAUGAAUGCAUGAAGAAAGGAAGUGGCAACUUCUGUGCUCGUUAUCCCAAUACCGACAUCGAUUAUGGUUGGUGCUUUGACUCUGAUUCUGAAGCACUUAAAGGCUUCUUGGCUAUGCCUGCAGCAAUCACCACGUAAUACUUGUGUGCCUGUGAAAAAGUGGUCAUGCAUGAUGCAUCUUCUACUACUUUAUUAAAAAAAAAACUUAUGAUGCAUCUAGUAUACUACUAGUAUAAAAGAAAGCUUUUGAUGCAUCUACUUCUAUUAUUAAAAAGGGUGUUCUACUCGUAGUUGGUGACUGUAGACUCUGGAACAUGAGUUAAUAAACAAAAAGGUUCUGAUGUCUUCA
Molecule: messenger RNA, 660 nt
Organism: Vigna angularis (adzuki bean)
Lineage: Eukaryota; Viridiplantae; Streptophyta; Magnoliopsida; Fabales; Fabaceae
Product: albumin-1
Exons: 2
Coding region: 66-449 (127 amino acids)
Molecular function (GO): nutrient reservoir activity
Source: RefSeq, a predicted model, not a curated record